AUGUCUAUCCCUUGUCUACGCUUCAUCAAGCUUCCCGACAGGGAUGCCUGGGUCCCCUCCUAUGUCGUCAAGAAGAAUGAUGACCUGUCGGCCUUCUACAUCCUCAUCGAGUUCGGCCAGUCUUCCAUCGCCUCCAAGCUGCUUGGAGACACUGUGAAUCUACACACUAUUGACAACAAGCCCUUCGUCGGUGCUUGGGUCAAUGAGGCCUUCAAGACUACGUGGAGAAUGUCCUCUUCGACUGUCCCUCAUGGCAAAGCUCUACAAAGUUCCACUACUCUGGAGCUCGAGGAUAUCUCGGAGGCCUUCAUCAACAACAUUGCUGAUCCUACGGAGCCGCCACUUCCUCCUCAACAGCAUUCCUUUCAAGCUACGGGUGAAGCAUCAACGUCCUCCUCAUCUGGAGGAGUCUUUCCUUAUCCGCCGAUGCCAUCUCACGCGCCACCCUAUGUAGCUUCUGGUCCACAUCCACAUCAGCCUGUUAUACCUCAGGGUUCUCACGCUAGCAUCGGCCACGGUCCCGCAGUAAGCGAAGGUUCUCUACCAGCAGGCAGCACCAAUCCCGUUACAUAUGGUGCCUUUGAGGGCCUUAACCAAUACCAGCACGUCCCUUCCGCUGAAGGCCUUCCUCCCCAUCACGUGGUAUUACCUUCUGUCAACCCGGUCCUACCUUCUGCAGCUCCGAUGGCUAUGAACUACGGCUACCCUACCGGAUACGGUGCUGGUUUUCCACUCCUACCUCCGGUCCCUCAGCCUCCUCCGGCCCUCGGUACUCAUGGAGUCAACUUUGAGGUCCCGCAGUUCGCUCCCUUCUCUGGCAACAAUGAUGCUAUUGACAGCACCACUCGCCACUACGCCAAGCGUGAAGCCAACUCUGCUGAUCUACCCAACAAGCGACAGUUCACCGGCUUCAACGACGACCGUGCAGUGGCUGAUGUUAUCAAGUCUGUCAACCAUCUCUCGUGCUCUAAUGGUUGGGGUGCUCUCGAGUACUACUUCUUCCUAACCAGACUCUUGGACGAGACGGUCAGCAGGGAGGUCAGACCUUUACCUCAGCAGACGCAUAGUGCUUGUGCUCGUGAGGUCAUGCGUAUCUGCCAGCUUCUCUCCCAGUUACACAAAUCCAGUGACACGGACUACAUCAGGAAGCUCUUCAAGUGGAACAGCCUUUACAUGGGUGAUCGCCAACAACUUGGUGACUUCUUGAAGGCCUUCGACUCUAUCCGCCUCGACAUCGAGCGUCAGCAAGGUUAUCCUUUCGAGGACCGGUUCCUCGCGUCCAAGCUGACUGCCAGCCUCCGAGGCGCUCAUCAUGAAGCUGCUCUCACGCGCAUGAAGGCCUUAACCUACCGUCAACUUCUACAUGAGCUCGUGGAACUUGACCGCCUUCGUCAACUAUCUUCACAGCAGCGUGGUAGAUCUGACCCUUCUCAAGGCCGCAAGGAUGACCCUCUCCCUAAGGUACCGCUCAACCAGAUGACUACCUCAACGUCUACAACGACAACCAACCAAUCGUCUACUCAGCAACCUACACAGGGCUCCAAUGGUCAUGGCAAGGGUUCUCACGAUCGUCAACGGCGUCAGCGGCCGAAGCUUCGGUGUACCCGAUGCAUGGAUGGUGAUCCUAACUGCAAGGCUGGUGCCAGCUUCUGCCCUGCGCCGUCCCCUCUCAAGAAGGAACGUAGGUGUCCCUACUGCAAUAGGCCUUCUGUCAAGUGUACUGGUGUCUGUCCCAAGCGGGACUCGGUAAGGUGUGACCGCUGCUCACAACAGCACCAUACUUCACACUGCCCUAACUCGCUGACCAAGUCUACUGACCCGACUCUCGACACCAUGACUCUAUCCUUAUCGGUUGAGUCCUUAGCGUUCACCCCGCCUUCUUCAACGACAAAUAGUCCUCUGAAGGCCUUCUCUUCUACCACACAGGCAACCACAUCGCCACCUCCAGUAAUCGCCAGUCCUGUUCUCAACCUCGACAACACUCUUCAGUCUCUCCGAGAUAUGCCAUCAUCCUUACGCAACGUGGAGUUCAACUUCCUCACGAAGGAUGGUCGUUGUCCUGGUUUCACUGGGCUGCUGGACUCCGGCUCUCAGCUACUCGCUUGCUCCGACUCAGGCCUUCUUCGCCUUCAACAAGCCAAUGUCGCUCUUGAGCCUACCGGUGUUACCUGUGUUGCUACUCUAGCGGUGUCCCGUCGGGUGAACUCGUGUCCCAUCUUCAAGAUCACCUACUGUCAUAAAGGCCUACGGGUUCAGACUUUCAUUGCUCUUGUUCAUGGCCUUGCUCGAGACUUCAUCUUCAGCUGUGACGUUCUUCGCCGUGUACAAAGUCCAGUUCUAUGGGUCUUCAAUCCUUCUGGUGAUCGCAUCAUCUCCCUCGUGGACACGACACCUCAAGUAGCUACUGCAUGGAAGGCCUUCAUCGACGCCGUGGACCUCUCCAGGUCUGCACCUCCGGAUGACCCUUCUAACAAGGUGGCUAUAGGCCUUAACUCCAUCGACCUCGGUGACACACAACCUCCAACUGUUCACUUGGAUGAGCACGAGUCUUGCUUCAACAAGGACUCCGUCAUUCCCCUUCCUGUGGUCGACGACUUCUCCAACGUUGCUGACGACGACCUCACCAACGGCUCGGUUUCUACUUCCUUCAUGCAGCUGCUCUUCUCAGAGCCUUGCCCCUUGGUGACUCUAGCCUCGCUGCCUGUCACGGACACCUUGGUGGUCUACUCUGAUCCUGUGCCCUCCAAGCAGGUUUCUACUCCGUCGCCUCCUCCUCACAGGUUUGUACACCAUCUCCGCUGGCGAACUGGUCACCGGCCUAACAACUCUCACAUUCCCUUCCUCAAGCGGUCCUCUGCUCUAGCCCAUCAACUUCGCCGCAAGGGUCUCUUUGACGCCUACGAUGCAGAGAUACGUGGCUUCGUCCAGAAGGGUUAUGUCAAGCCGGUGCCCCGAGAAGAAGUUCGCUUCUGGUUGCAUCACUUUCCUGUUAUCAAGAAGGGGUCUCAAGAAGGCUCUGUGAAUCGAAGCUCAAUGCGACUCAGGCCUGUCUUCGACGGUUCACCUCUCAGCAAGUUCAUCGAUGCCAGUCUGCCCGAAGGCCUUCAUCAAGGAGUACCACAGAGUCUUGGACUCCUUCGCCGUUACAAGUACUUCGUGGCUCUCGACAUCGUGCAGGCCUUCCUACAAAUCGAGCUGCCUCUCGUCGAAGACCAGCGAUGCCUCGGGUUCUUCUGGUGCAAUCAGGCUUUUGUCUUUCAGCGAGUAUGUUUCGGCAUGCCAGACUCGCCCUUCGCGAUGUCUGAUUCUCUCGCCAAGGGCAUGGUCGAAGCUGAUGCUCCCACGAAGCACGUUCGCUGCCUUAUGGACGACAUCUCCGUUGGCUCUGAUGAUCCUCGCCAUCUUACUGCCCUUCGUCGCGACAUCACCCAGCGGUUGUCGCAUCGCAUGUUCGAGACCAAUGACAAGAAGGAAGUCAGCAACCUUCCCGACCAGAUACCCAGUGAUCCCCAGCCAUGUCUAGGUGUGCGAUGGUAUCCGAAGUGUGACUCUCUGUCUCUCAAGUCAGACCUUCGUCAUAAGGCCUCAACGGUGGCUACAGUCAAGCUUCUCAAGCGUUACGGCAACGGCUUCUAUGACCCCCUCGGUUGGCAUCUCGAGCUCUCUAUGCAGCUCCGCCUCCUGUGCCGCCAAGCCAGGUCUAACGCCGACCCGCACACUGGUCACCUCCGCUCUGAGGACACCCAGGCUCUUGUCGCCUGGGAGAAUCAAUUGAAGGCCUUCGACCUAAGGGGGCCUCGACUUCUACGUCGGCCAGGUGAAAGUCACUGCAACUCGGUCUGUCUCUUCACAGACAGCAGUGACACCGCAGGCGCUGCUCUGUUGUACACCCUCCACGGCCAGCGUAUUGCAGGUUCAGGGUGUCUCCACCAACUCCAAGGACGUCGUACGGCCCCCAAGUUUGAGCUGGACACCUUGGCGUCUUCGCUGGAGUGGGCAUCGGCUAUGCUUCAGGAGUCCAACGACCACUCUCCUGUCCAUCAUCUUCUGGUCUUCACUGACAGCAGUAUAUCUAUCUCUCGGCUACGUCAAGUGACUCCGACCACGGCCCACAGCGUAGAGGACCUGGUGACUAUCCGGAGAGUGCUCAAGGUCAAGAACGCUAUCCACCAGUUACAGACCCGUUGUGAAGGCCUUCAUGUGGUGGUAUCGCAUCUCAGCGGCAAGUCUAACCUGGCCGAUGCUCCCUCAAGGUGUCAGCCGAAGUCCUUGUCCAUUGACUCCGACGCCCUCUUCUGCCACAUUCGAGCCUUCCAUGAUGACCUUUUGCGAUGCAACGACGGUGAUCUACAAGCCAACCCUAUGGUUUUCCGCCUUGACCCAGAGUAUGUUCCUACUGCUCUCCCCACGCGUUGGUCCAAGAAGGAGUCAUCAAAGCCCAAGGUUACAUUGGCGUCACUUGGUGCAGCGACGACCUCUAAUCCCGCUGGUGAAAGUGAGAAGACUGACCAGGAGGCCUUCACAGUGGACGACGACUCGCUUCAUCUUCUUGAGCGACUGUCCCGCUUUAAGCUCCUCGUCAAGGCGUGGCAUGCCUUAAGGACGGAGCUGCUACCAGGCACUCCAGCUUCCAGCACAAGCACGAUCGCCGACCCCUUGCGUCUGCUUAUACGUCAGCAACAACGCCUCCAUUUGAAGGCCUUCCACAAGUUACCCUUUCACUUCAAGACUGACGAAGGCCUUAUCUAUCGGUCGACACGUCAAGCGGGUGAUGGUACUAUCUUCAACCAGUUGGUCAUACCGAAGCAGUCUACUCUUCUUCAACGACUACUGGUUGUCAAGUGUCACGGAUGGCAUCAUGGAGGUAUCAAUGCAACUCUGCGGCGCCUAAGCACCAUGUAUGCCUGGCCCCGCAUGAAGCGCACUGUGGUUCCUGUCUGCCGAUGCUGUCGUUCCUGUCUCUCCGCUAAGACCCAGCGCCCUAUCCAUGCUCCUGCUGGCACCUUCGCAGCUCCUACAGCUGUCUGGCAGUAUAUCGGUCUCGACCACACCGGCCCCUAUGAUGUCCCGGUAAGGCAAGGCUCUCAACGGCUCCCUCAUUGUCUUGUGGCUACUUGUCUGCUAUCGGGCUACCAGCUCGCAGUAGCUGUCCCUAGCACCUCUCUUGAGCAGACUACGCUGGCUUUCAAGAAGAUAUUGGCCCUUGCAGGGGUUCCCAAAGGUCUUCGGUGUGACAACUCUCAGUCCUUCCGGGGUUCUGAGUUCCGAUGUCUAUGCCUCUCCUAUUCUAUCGAGAUGCAGUUCAUCUACAGCCGGUCUCCACAACGUGGAGGUGCCUAUGAGCGCCACCAUGCCGAGCUCAAUGAGCAGCUUCGUCUCCUUCAAGCCCGAGACCAACCAUGGGAUCUCACCGUCCUGGAGGCCACCGCUCGCUCCAAUGCUCGGUUUCGCUGGGAUGACUCCGGUUUGGUCAACUCUCCUUGGGAGUCCCAAUGUGCUGCCCUUUCUCCUCCAGUCGACCCCACGCUCCCGAAGGCCUUUCAAGAGCCCUCUGCGCGGGUUAGUGAAUGGUUACUCUCUACUUGGGAGAAGAAUCGUGAAGGACGACGAGUUCGAGCUGGUGAUAAAGCUCCUACUGUCAACACGGGUGACAUUGUCUAUCUCAAGCUCCCCAGACGUGUGACUAAGCUCAGCUCAUCCACUACCGGUCCCUUCCGAGUUCUUCAACGUUGUGGCAAUUCAGUCAAGCUGACUCCCACCAUUGGCGCCAACCGUUAUCGGUCUGUAUUUUUCCAGCCCAUCGACAACGUGGUGCGGACGGUUUCUGAGCCUGUCCACGACUCUGACACGCCCCUACCUGGGCCCCCAGAGUCUCAUCAAGUUUCUGAUGAGUCCAUUCCUGACAAGGCUCCUAGCGCCGAGACCACCGUUAGCCCCCAAGUUGAAGCUGAUUCUUCGAAGGCCUUAGCAAGUGCUCAGGACGACGCCCACGUCAACGACACUGCUUCAAGUGCUCUACCUUCGAAGGCCUUCACAUCAACCACCGGCUCUUCAGCAGACGACACAGUCAUUCACGAGCCUUCUUCGACCUCCUCUCGGCCAAGGACUAGACGGACUACUGUUCCACGCCGUACCGGUGACCCCCAUCCUGAAGUGAAGAACUUCGCCUACAUCAAUUCUUCUGGUCGAGGUGGACUCCAAUAUGGAAGGGUUAUCAGCGUUGACCAAGGCCUUUACCGACUGCAACUAGCAGACCGUUCUGCCGACGGAAACUCUCUACGUCUUCGCUCGGAUAUGGUCUCUUCUCCGACUGCCUAUCUACUUCGUGUCCAAGGAGACUCUGACGACUUCCCCGACAACAAGACCGAUUUCCGUCUGACUCGAGCGUCUGUCCGUUUCCUUGACAACCUCAAGAUGACCAAGCGCUGACCGUCAUUAUUGAUGAUGAUUAUAUUCUGUGAUACCAUUGUCUGCUCACUCCGGGCCCCCAGAACUGUCCUGUGACGACAGUACCUUUGAGUAAACUCAAGUGAGCAAGAUCGUAUCUAACCGUUUCACCGUUUCGCCAUUUCAGUAACGGUCGCGGUUCGCGAAUUAGAUCAGCUACUAAGCUUGGGUAGUUGCUUCAGCGUGUCUACGUUCCACGCACUGGACCGCUCUAUCGCUC
This is a messenger RNA of Perkinsus marinus ATCC 50983, 6667 nucleotides long. RefSeq names its product gag/pol/env polyprotein, putative. Gene Ontology annotation, biological process: DNA integration. Gene Ontology annotation, molecular function: nucleic acid binding. The record is from RefSeq and is a predicted model, not a curated record. Bases 1 to 6429 code for a protein of 2142 amino acids. NCBI's taxonomy places the organism in Eukaryota, Perkinsozoa, Perkinsida, Perkinsidae. The transcript has 2 exons.